GUCGAAAGGUUCUUCAAUGUUUCUCUAUACAUUUGAUGCAGACAAACCUAGGGAAGAGACUGAACACCGCGGAGUCCAUCAUAAUUCAGUAAUUACGAGGGAUGACUCCUCCAUUGGAAUCAAUAUAUUCACUAAGAACAGUAAAUCGUCUUUCAUGAAUGAUCAUUCCUCUGACCAAAACACGCCAUCAAUGGGAAACUCCCAUUAUGUGUCACAUCAGGGAAAUCAGAGAAAUUUAAUGCUCAUGAAAGAAAAGUCAGGUGCCAGUCAAGAAAGGAUAGGACCUCUUCAGCACGAGUUUGAAGAGUUUGUUCCAAGUGAUAACAUCAGCCAGAAGUCAAUUCCGUACCCAGGAAAUUCUUUAACUACAAAAUAAUGGUUAUGUUACCCGAAAUGUGAUGAUAGGGAACCAGCCAGCACAGUCAGUAUCAUCAUAUUCCUCAGCUAGAGGUCUUAACCCCCUAAGCGCAUUAUAUAAUAACCAAAAAUCGUCACUAAAGAACACUACGAUGACAGGGAACUCAAACCUGAUUGGAGGGACUAUGAACAGCCCAUCCCAAGGUACUUUCUAUUAUCCUAAAACUUUAGUAAAAAUUGCUCUCAACCAUGGCCACAGUAGUAGCCAAGAAAUCAGUACUCCAUCUCAGUGCAAAUACUGUAUGGACACCAGCCUUAAGAUCGACCAGCUUUCGGUUUCCUUACUGAAAAUGAAAUAAAUCUAAGGAAAAGCUCAAUAUUGAACUCCUCGAAAAGGAAGGCAAGAUCGUCAUUUACGAAGAGAAAAUACACCAGCUGUUGACGACUAUUAGAACUUUGGAAAAAUAAACAGAGAAAGCAGGCCAAAGCUCUAAUGGAAAUGGAGACCAAGGAAGUAAUGGACCUGGCUGGCAAGCUCAGUGAUGACUACACAUACUUGAAUUACGAUGAAAGUGAUCCCUCUCUUAAGAAGACAGAUAAGAGGUUAUCAAAUAAACUUCGAGAGUCUCAGAGUCUUAAACCUUCAGUUGAAAGAAAACGGUCUGGGAAUAGCAAGACAAAAAUUAUGGUGAUAAAACCAAGAAUUGAUAAGACAGUCAGAGUUAGCUCCAAUCUCUCUCGACCAAGCUUUGGGAAUAACCUUAACUCCUCUAUAAAAUCAAAUAAAGUCAAGAUGAUACUCGAAAGACACAGGAAGCUUAAGAAAAGAAGUAAUGCAGAUGUGUUUAAUCCAGGAGAAACUAUGGAUAUCAACCGGACUAAAAUCAAGGCACUAAGUAAUCAGGAAAGAAGAAACAAAAGUAGGUCUGAUGUUAGCCCUAAUCUUACUUGAGGAAGCUUCUUGAAAAACACAUCUCAAAUAAUCACUGAUAACUCCCAAGAUCAAAGAUCUAUUGGGAGCAUCCAGAGUAAUUCACUUGAAGAAGAGGGGCAAAUGAGUAAUGCUAAUAUUCGUUUUCACGAAAACCCAGUGAUGGAGGAAUCAAGUACAGAAGAUUACCAAGAUACAUACAAAAAUUCUGAAAUAAUCACUAAUUCUGAGAUGACCCCUCUGAAUGAUGGUAAACAUUUUAGCUACAAGCGCCAGAGUGAUCCAGAUAUGCAGAAUAACUUCCGCAUGAACGCUCCAAGACAAGUUGAUAUUAGCAAACUUCGGGGGAUGGCAGACCUCACACCAAUGUCAGAUGGCCUAAUAGAAGUGCAAAAUCUUGAGAAGAACGCUCCAUUACGGUCAUCCACAAACAGAUGAAUGCAAGAACUACAACUAAAGAAGUCCAAAUAAGAUCUUCAAGAAGGGAAAGUACAUUAAGAAGGAAAAGUCUAAAGUAACUGCUAAAGGAAAGAGAAACUUAUUCAAUUUAAAGACCUCUCCAAAGCAAUACAUGACCCUUGAAGAUCCAAGAAUGAAGGCGAGAAGCAACAAAAGUGUUGAAGCCUCCAAUCGUCUGAUUUGUAAUAAUACUUUAUCUAUAAAAGGAUCCUUAGACAGGGCAGUAGCAGAUAGUGACCUCAAUACUUAUUACAACACCAUAGGUGCAGAAUCAAGCCAUGGUAGGAACUCAGCAAUGACAUCCCAUUCUAAUACUCAAUGCUACCUCAAAAACUCAGAUGGAAUCGUUCAUAAUUUCCAGCAAGUAACCGACAAAAUAAUAAAGAAGCAGAGAAAGAUCCUAUCCAAGCCAAAAAGAACAACUUCAAACAAAGAGAACCAGAUCAGGUCAAAAGUUGCUUACAGAACUCGUAAAUAA
This is a messenger RNA of Moneuplotes crassus, 2225 nucleotides long. The record is from the annotation of a GenBank genome assembly. Lineage: Eukaryota; Ciliophora; Spirotrichea; Euplotida; Euplotidae.